This is a messenger RNA of Pristis pectinata (smalltooth sawfish), 481 nucleotides long. Its product is annotated as interferon alpha-inducible protein 27-like protein 2A. NCBI's taxonomy places the organism in Eukaryota, Metazoa, Chordata, Chondrichthyes, Rhinopristiformes, Pristidae. Gene Ontology annotation, cellular component: membrane. The transcript has 5 exons. The record is from RefSeq and is a predicted model, not a curated record. The coding region runs from base 89 to 439 and encodes 116 amino acids.
CACAAAGACAGCACUGGAGAUCAGCAGAAGGUGGAACUUGCUCGCAUUCUUAACUGGGCACAUCAUUUGGACUGGGAGUAAAAUCAAAAUGCAUUGGCUGACCUUACUAACACUGGUCUGCACUUUCUCUUCUGUGGAUGGUUCACCAGGUUCUAAGGCAGUGUUGAUGGGAAUUGGAGCAGUUUGUGCCAAUUUUGUUGCUCAAAGUAUUAUUGCUGGACUAGGAUUCACGGCCAAUGGAAUAGCAGUCGGUUCCUGGGCAGCAAAAUUAAUGUCAUUUGUCACCUAUAUCAAUGGAGGAACAGUACCACCUGAAAGUUUUAUUAUCACACUUCAGUCCAUUGGCACCGCAGGAUUUGCUCUGUCGACCCAGAUCAUGUUGGGAACCGUGGGUGCCCUUAUUUCAUCAUCAUCAACAUGCAAACUAGGAAUUUUCUGAACUUAAGUAAAAUUGUUACAGUUAACUAAAGAAAUAAAUUGU